AUGGGCGUAUCUGCCUUUGCCUCAGCCCUCUUGAUCGGACUACUCAGCUCCCCCGUCGAAGCAGCGAUCAAGACACCAUGGGGCGAGCCGUUCAAACCAAUUGACCCUCAAGAAUGGGUCAACCCCGAUGACAUGACCUGGGACGACUACAAAGCACCGCCGGGCACUCAAUGGAACGACCCAUCCAAGAGAGGCGCCAGCCGCAACUUCAACAUCGCUCUGAUAGCCGUAGACUACUCAGACGAGACCUUUGUCGUCACGCGAGAGCCCAACUCGACCGUCUUUGGCAAUCCCUUGCCAUUGGUGUCUGGCAUCGAGAGAGAAGAUGUGCUGGCCUACUAUCGCGACCUGCUCAACAAGCCCAGCGAUCUCAACCGCGGCCACACACUGCACGAGUACUGGAUGGGCGAUUCACACGGCCGAUACGGCGUCGACUUGACAUCCUUUGGGCCGUAUCGCAUGCCCCGUCUGUCGUACGCAUACGGCAUAGACAGUGGCUUCAAUCCCGGAGCGUGUCCUGUGGAUGGCGCCUGUGAUCAAGACAUCCGAACGGAUGCCUAUGCGGCAUGGCGUGCUGAAGUGGGCAACGACACCAGCAACUCCUUUGAGCUGGUGUUUAUCCUCUCCGCGGGACAAGACGAGUCGUCUACGUGGCAAGAGUUUGGCGAGAUGAGGUUCUCGUCUCCUGAAGACGUCCCCGCAGAGUUUGGACCUCCUCAGAGUGCCAACGGUACGGCGCUGCCAAAUUACGCAUCGACGAGAUAUGUCCCCUGGACAUCGUGGGCGUCGGCAUCGACCAUCUGGCCGAACGCGGGCGGCGGUUCGUCGACGCAGUGCGAGAGUUCUGGUAUGGGCACGUAUGCCCACGAGCUGAGCCACUUGCUCAACAUUGGCGACAACUACAACAACCCGUCCGGCAUCCCGCUGCGACGAGACUACACCGGCCCGUACUCGAUGAUGUCCCGCGGGUCGUUUAACGGUCCCGGCGGUCCGCACACGCGAUACCAGAUUCCAGCGCUUCAGGGAGGCUCUUUGGGAUCGUUGCAUACGGUUCGAGAUAAGCUCGUGCUCGGGCUCAUCUCCAACGACAGCAUAGUCCGGAUAUCGAGAGAUGCUCUGGCGGAAUCUGGCCCGGUCGUGGCUACGAUCACGGCGCGAUCUGUCGUGUCCGACCUCAUCGGGCUGAGAGUUGACAUGGACCAAGAUCUGUCACCGGCGUGCAAUAUUUCUACUGACGUGUUCUGUGACGGAGGCCGUUACAACAUGUACGACCUCGAAGUGAUUGAUCGCAUGGGUGCCGAUUCAUUCCAGCCCGAUUCAGGCGUCAUGAUCAGCAAGUCCAAGACCAGCAACAGCCAGCCCUUCCAGUGGACCAUCGACGCCAAUCCCGAAGACAUCGAACUCAUCGACUUCAUUCGACCGAAUGGAACCGCCGCCAUGAUCACCCUGGGCGACUAUCGCCAACUGGCCGACGCAUUGUUCCACGCCGGCACCGACUCGGGGAGCAAGUACGAGUACGUCGACGAGGCAAACGGCCUUCACUUUUACAUCCUCGACGUCCACCGUGACGACGUCGGCGUGCUCUCUUACACCGUCGGGGCGCGAUCCCUGACCGACAACAGCACAAGCGAGUACGGCAUCGAACUGACGUCUGGAGUCCCCUUUACCUUUGGAGAAGCCACCACGCCAACCACCGGCGGCAUCUUUUGCGAAUUCGAACUCACAAACAACGGCACGUACGCCGGCUCGAGUGAUGGCCACGCGCAAGUCCAGGCAGAGCACCUCGAGUGGGAGAUUUUCCGCUUGGAGGCCGAGGUCGAGGGCGCUGGAUGGGAGGCCGCGCUGCCGAAUGCUGUGGUUCCUGUGAGGUAUGGGGAGACGGCGAAGGCGUACGUGGCGGUUGGCGCGGAGGGUGAUGCGGAGGAUGGGAUGGGGGUCGUGACGCUGAGGGCGACGUCGGAGUCUGAUCCGAGGGUUGUGGCGACGGCGAGUUGUGAGGUGAAGAAGAGUACGUGUGGCUGA
Trichoderma citrinoviride is the source of this 2022-nucleotide messenger RNA. Its product is annotated as M6 metalloprotease. NCBI's taxonomy places the organism in Eukaryota, Fungi, Ascomycota, Sordariomycetes, Hypocreales, Hypocreaceae. The coding region runs from base 1 to 2022 and encodes 673 amino acids. Gene Ontology annotation, molecular function: peptidase activity. The record is from RefSeq and is a predicted model, not a curated record. Gene Ontology annotation, biological process: proteolysis. The transcript has a single exon.